Molecule: messenger RNA, 921 nt
Organism: Mangifera indica (mango)
Lineage: Eukaryota; Viridiplantae; Streptophyta; Magnoliopsida; Sapindales; Anacardiaceae
Exons: 4
Coding region: 189-623 (144 amino acids)
Source: RefSeq, a predicted model, not a curated record
AGGAGCGUCCUUUGGAUCCCUAUACGUUUACCAACUUCAAUACUCACACUCUCUCUCUUCUCUAACUUUUAGCCUCUCUCAACUCUUUUUAAAUAGCUAGUUUUGCACCCACGCUUGCAGCCACCAGGAGAGAAAACAAACUGACUCUCAACUCAAGCUCUACUCACAUUCCUUGUGAAGUCUUUUCAAUGGAAGAUUAUUGCUACAAGAGAAGUCAUGUGCCAGCUUUUGGUAGUUGGGACUGGAACAACGAUCUUCCUUUCACUCAAUGCUUUGAAUCUGCAAGACAAGCUGACUUGCUUCGUUACAGUUACUCGGAAGAUCGUGAUUUGUACGUUGCUGGUGAUUUAUAUCAAAACGAUGUCGUCACUCCAGCCAUGAUUGUUGUUCCUCGCAGAAGGACAAAAGCUCGUGAUGCACAUGCUAAAGAUGAGAAAAAGCAAAAUUGGGCAGUGAGCGAUGUGAUUGAGCCACCAAGUCCAACGCCCAUGUCCACUCUCACACCCAAGCCAGUUGACGAAGACUUGUACAAAAUCUCACCAGAGCUUCUUUGCGCUAAAUCGAAGAAGAAGACAGUGCUGGGCUUCUUCUCUAGCUGCUUGCUGCCAACUUGUAAUUUGUGAAGAGACUUUGUAGGAUUACGUGCAUUAUAUGUACUUUUAAAAUGAGGAGGGAUUUCAAUUAUUGUUAAUUAUUGCCCUAAUUUGCAAAGGGCAUAAAUAUUAUAUAUAUAAAUAUAUGUGAUUAUGAGUAAAUUAAUUGAGGUCCUCUUGAUUAUCGGUUGUGGGUUAGUUUUAAAUGACUCAGAGAAAUGGAGGGUGUUAAUGUAAGCACAUAUUUAAGGGGUUUGUCCCUGUCAUUAUGUAAAUUCUCUUUGCUUAAAGAGAAAUCAAUCCCUUCGGAAGAAUUUUAAUUUCUGUA